This is a messenger RNA of Nomascus leucogenys (northern white-cheeked gibbon), 1582 nucleotides long. RefSeq names its product metaxin 3 (gene MTX3). NCBI's taxonomy places the organism in Eukaryota, Metazoa, Chordata, Mammalia, Primates, Hylobatidae. The record is from RefSeq and is a predicted model, not a curated record. Gene Ontology annotation, cellular component: SAM complex. Gene Ontology annotation, biological process: mitochondrion organization.
GUAAAGGUCGGCCCCCGCAAGAUGGCGGCCCCCUUGGAACUCAGUUGCUGGGGAGGCGGCUGGGGGCUCCCAUCGGUUCACAGCGAGUCCCUGGUGGUGAUGGCUUAUGCCAAAUUUUCUGGUGCACCCUUGAAAGUCAAUGUGAUAGAUAACACCUGGAGAGGUUCAAGAGGUGAUGUACCAAUUUUGACAACUGAAGACGACAUGGUUUCUCAGCCAGCAAAAAUACUAAACUUUUUAAGAAAACAGAAAUAUAAUGCUGAUUAUGAACUCUCAGCAAAACAAGGGGCAGAUACAUUGGCUUAUAUUGCUCUCCUCGAAGAGAAGCUUCUCCCUGCAGUGCUUCACACAUUCUGGGUUGAGAGUGACAAUUACUUUACUGUGACAAAGCCAUGGUUUGCUUCACAAAUUCCUUUUCCUUUGAGUUUGAUCCUGCCUGGAAGAAUGUCUAAGGGAGCACUGAACAGGAUUCUCCUGACCAGAGGACAGCCUCCCCUCUACCACCUCCGAGAAGUGGAAGCACAGAUAUACAGAGAUGCCAAGGAGUGCCUAAAUCUUCUAUCAAACAGAUUGGGAACAUCUCAGUUUUUCUUUGGAGAUACGCCUUCUACCUUGGAUGCCUAUGUUUUUGGUUUCCUUGCACCUCUUUACAAAGUACGGUUUCCUAAAGUUCAGCUGCAAGAACAUCUGAAACAGCUCUCCAACCUCUGUCGCUUUUGCGAUGACAUCCUGAGCAGUUAUUUUAGGCUUAGUCUUGGAGGCAUCUCUCCAGCUGGACAAGAAACGGUAGAUGCAAAUCUGCAGAAACUCACACAACUUGUAAAUAAGGAAUCCAACUUGAUUGAAAAGAUGGAUGACAAUCUUCGCCAAAGCCCUCAGCUUCCUCCUCGGAAACUGCCAACACUUAAAUUGACUCCAGCAGAAGAAGAAAAUAAUUCCUUCCAACGGCUUUCACCCUGACGAUAGUCAUGGUUUGUGGCCAAAGUCAAAUGAUUGUUGCAGUAAUCUCUUACACCAAGGGUGUGAAGGCAAAAAGAAGAUACCAUAAUAGGUAUUAAGGAAGACUCUAAACCAAAAGGAACUUUCUAUGCCAUCUGUUUUUACUAUUAUUAUUAGGAAGCUUGUAUUCUAGCUUGGCACUGCAUUUUUAAUAACAUCAAAGAGAAUGCUAAAUGAACUUGGGCGGGGGGAAGAAAAACACUUCGUACUGUAUACAAAGAACUGCCUUAAUCAUGGCAGAUUUUUGCCUUUGGUUCACAUGUUGCUGACCAAAAGCUACAAUUCUGUUCUGAAUGUGCACUCCUAAUUUAUUUGAGUUAAUUUAUUCAAUUUAUUAACUUAAUUUUCUUAGACCAGGCUGAAUACCUAAUAUGUGGCUUUUUGGCUGAGGCUUUUUACUUCUGUUUAGAAAUUUGAUGCCUAUUUUAGGAACCAGAAAAAGAUAAAUUGCUUCAGUAGAAGAGACCAUAUUUAACUUUAAAAAGUGAUGAGGAAUGUGGUUUUUAAUUAUGCUCUCAUAAGUCUAAUCUUUUGGGGGUUUAGUAGCACAUAGAUAAAUAUUAAAGGUGGUUACGUAUAAUAA